AUGGGCAAGAAGAAAUUCAUCAACAAAUAGAAUGCAGCUACUCUCAAAAUGGUUCAUUAACCAGGUGAAAAUAACCAAGGAGCCACAGACAUGAUUUGUUUCCAAAAAGUUAAUCAACCUGGUACUCAAAAUGAAUUAUCUGAACUCAUUGAAAAAGAACUCAACAAAGGCAAGUACGAUCCCAAUCUUAAGCCUCGAAUGCCUGAAAUCGAUCCUACAGAAGAUGCCUUACAUUUGGUCGCUGGAAGAGAGGACCUCUGGAUUCAUCAAUUGGCCAAAUAAAAAGCCCUAUAAGCAUUAAAACAGAAAUAAGAGUAAUUCCAGGAUGUGGUCAUGAAACAUUAUGAUGAAAACGGAUUACCUUUGGAUGGGUAUGACUACUCAUAGCAUCUUGCUCCAGAGAGACCCUAAGGAGAAGUGGAAUGUGUCUUUGUGGUUCCUGAAGAAGAGAGAUCCAAGGUUGUCUACGAUAUAGAUUUCAAAAGAGAAGAGUUAACAUAAGAAUAACAGGAGGUGUAUGAUCUAUUGAUGAAAGAAGAUGAAGAUGAUGAUGAAAAUAAUUAAGAAAAUUAAGAAGAAUUAGAUGAUGAUUUUGUUUCCAAUUUAAUACAAUAAAAUAAAUUACAACCAAUUUAAGAAUAGAAAGUAGAAUAGGUAUAAAAAGUGGAAAAGCUAGAAUAAGUAUAAAAAGUAGAAUAGAUAUAAAAAGCAGCAGAAUCUCCUAAAAAAUAAGUUAGAUUUUAAGAUCAAGAAGAAUCUGAUAAUGAUGAGGAUUAUGAGGAUGAAGAGGAAAUGGAAAUCACUUAUGAUAAAAAUAAAAUGAAUUAGAAAUCUUAAUAAAAAUAAUAGUAAUAAUAGAAAUAAUAAAAACAAUCCAAAUAAUAAUAAAGUGAUUCUGAUUCAGAAUUAGAAAUUGAUUCUGAUAUGGAAAGAGAAUUCGAAAGGGAGAUGAAUGCUUACGAAGCACCUGAUGAUGAAGAUGAUGAUGACCAACAAAAUAAAGAGUUUGUUAAUGAUCAAAUGCUUAAUAAAGUUAUAGAUGAUCAUCUGAAUACAAUGACUAAAAAGUAAUAAAAAAAGUCCAAAAAUUAACAAAAACCUAAAGAUCAACCUGAAGAAAAUGAAUAAUAAAAAGAAAAAAGACUUGAGUAUUUGAAAAACACAGAUUAUAAUGAAUAUUUGAGAUAAAAAUUCCCAAAUGCAGAUUUCUCAUAAUUCCAUCUUAAGAAGGAGGUACCACCUCUCACUCCAGAAGAAGAUAUCGCAUUAUAGAACUAUCUCAAUAGGGAUUCCACCGAUGAAGAAUGUCCUGACAUGGAACCUGCUGAAAAGUAUUAAGAAACUAUUGUUACUAAAUCUCUACAUAAUACCACCAUGUCCAAAAUGAAUCCAGAUUAAUUAAACAUAAUCAAAUAUAAAACUAAAGGGUAAAUCCAAUCGACCAAGGAGGAUAGGAUGAAACAAAAGGAAGAAGAAAAAAUUAAAAUUAAAGAAUUAAAGCAAGAGAAGGAGAAAGUCAAAGAGGCUGUUUGUGAAACUCUUAAAUAAGUAGUUAUCAAAAAAGAGGAAACUCCUGAAGAAAAGAAAUAGAGAAAGGAAUUAGUGAAAUAGUUGAAAUAAGCUUAAAAAGAGAAAAAGAAAGCAUUCAAAGACCAACUAUAAACUAUGUCAAAAAAACUAUAAAAAUAAAAAUUGGCUAAUAUCCAAAGUAACUAAGCAGAAGGUGUUUCGAUUGUUAAAAUUGCAUGAUUGUUAUAUUUUUCAUAUAAUCUAACCACAUUUUUAUUAAUACUUUAUU
Messenger RNA from Paramecium tetraurelia, 1798 nucleotides. RefSeq lists its product as uncharacterized. Gene Ontology annotation, biological process: ribosomal small subunit export from nucleus; ribosomal small subunit biogenesis. Gene Ontology annotation, cellular component: nucleus; preribosome, small subunit precursor; cytosol. The record is from RefSeq and is a predicted model, not a curated record. The transcript is spliced from 5 exons. NCBI's taxonomy places the organism in Eukaryota, Ciliophora, Oligohymenophorea, Peniculida, Parameciidae.